UCCCCCUCUGCUUCUCCGCGCUCCCUCGCUCGCCUCGUCUCUCUACCCGACUGCUGCCUCUGCCUCGGCGCCGAGGGGGAGUCGUCGUCGAAGGCGGCCAGGGAGCGCGGGGACGCCAGCAAAGGGGGCGCCAGAACGCGAGCCACGAGCUAUUUCGUUCUUUCAACAUGCCUUUUGCAGUUGUCCAUUAAGGAAGAAUAGAAUGUUAAAGAAUGGACUGUUUAGGAACGCAGGAACCCCAUUCAAUUGGUAUAUCUACGGGACUUUUGGGAGAUCAUCAUCAUCAAAAGAGUACGUAUGACCAAACAUCAAGGGCAAGCCAGCAAAAUGGAUGUUCCAGUAAUGAAGCAUCAAAACAUAAUAUUGGAAUCUCUGAAGUCCAUUUCUCAUGGGAUGAUUCUAGUGCAGCGAUGACCAAUUUACAUCCACUCUUACCAUGUGAUUAUGGAUCAUUGGUUCCUACACUGGCACCACGCUGCUCAGACUCUGAAACUGUGUUGUCACCUAAUUGGAAACAGAAUGAUUCUCAGUCAAAAGCAAUGUAUCACAGUGGUGAAGCAACAGAUGACAACUCCGAGUUUCUUCAGCUAAUUUUUAGUGACACUUACGAAGGGAACAGUUCAAGUGAUCUGCAAAUUUGGGAUGUUUUGGACCUGUAUUUCCCUGAAAGCUUUGCUGCUGUUCAAUUCAAUACUCUGACGGGUUUUGGAAAUGAUGAUUGUACUUCUUAUAAUGAGUGUGUGGAUGCUGCUGAUAUGGUAGAGAUGAGCAUUUCUCCCCCAUCUCCAGACAGGGACACAGAUGAUGCUAAUUGCAGGGUUCCAGUUGAUUACACUAGCUUUUACCUUCAAAAUAAACCACCAGAUUCAGAUAAUGAGUGCAGCUCUGCCUCUUGCAUCGUGACAGGAUAUCAAUGUACUGAUAAUCAAGAACUACCUAUAGGUCUUCUGAAUUUAAUGGACAUUGGACCACCAGGCGAUUCAGAUGACUUAUCCAGACCAUCACUGACCACAAAAAACAUCAUGCUUGUGCUGGAUCUUGACGAAACCCUUGUCCAUUCAAAGUUACAACCCUGUGAUAAUUUUGACUUCACCCUUCAAGUUUUCUUUAAUAUGGAAGAUCAUACAGUAUACGUGAGGCAGAGGCCUCACCUCGAGAUGUUCCUUCACCAUGUUGCUCAGAUGUUUGAGGUUGUCGUUUUCACAGCUAGUGAAAGUGUUUAUGCUGAGCCUCUAUUAGAUAAACUCGACCCAGACCGGAAACUGAUUUCACGCCGUUUUUACCGAGAAUCUUGUACGUUUUCCAAUGGUACCUACACGAAGGACCUAACGAUUUUUGGAGUUGACUUGGCAAAAGUUGUGAUAGUUGACAAUACUCCACAGGUCUUCCAGCUACAGGUCGACAACGGCAUACCCAUAAAGAGCUGGUUUGACGACCCCGCAGAUGUUGAGUUGAUGGAACUGCUUCAAUUCCUUGGGACCCUCGUCGACGCAAAGGAUGUUCGACCAAUCAUCUCGAAGAACUUCAACAACAAAGGUCUUCCAGCUACAAGUGGAAUGCGCUAUACCCAUAAAGCAAGGGCUGGUUAAUGACCCCACAGAUGU
This is a messenger RNA of Panicum hallii, 1604 nucleotides long. RefSeq lists its product as uncharacterized. Lineage: Eukaryota; Viridiplantae; Streptophyta; Magnoliopsida; Poales; Poaceae. The coding region runs from base 213 to 1589 and encodes 458 amino acids. Gene Ontology annotation, molecular function: phosphoprotein phosphatase activity. The record is from RefSeq and is a predicted model, not a curated record. The transcript has 8 exons.